Messenger RNA from Pestalotiopsis fici W106-1, 2334 nucleotides. RefSeq lists its product as uncharacterized. The record is from RefSeq and is a predicted model, not a curated record. Gene Ontology annotation, biological process: glucan catabolic process. The transcript is spliced from 4 exons. Lineage: Eukaryota; Fungi; Ascomycota; Sordariomycetes; Amphisphaeriales; Sporocadaceae. Gene Ontology annotation, molecular function: beta-glucosidase activity. Bases 1 to 2334 code for a protein of 777 amino acids.
AUGAGGUCUAUCAUUCACACUGUUGCCUCGGUGUUGGUAGUCGCUGCGCCUGCAGUGGCUGCCGACAACUACACAUGGGCCAAUCCUCCUUCGGAAGUUCCGUACUAUGGUCUCAGUCCUCCCGUCUAUCCUACACCCCAGGGAAAUGGCACCACUUCAUCAAAAUGGGCAGAUGCCUAUACAAAGGCCAGGGCCCUCGUCGCCCAGAUGACGCUGGAGGAAAAGACAAACGUCACGCGCGGGUACACCGGCAGUUGCGUGGGCAACACGGGCGCCGUGCCCCGGCUGGGGAUUGAACCCAUUUGCUUUGCCGAUGCCCCGGAUGGUCUGCGGGGCUCCGACUUUACCUCUGCGUUCCCGGCCCAGCUGCACUUGGCGGCGACCUGGGACAGAAACUUGAUGUACCAGUGUGGUAAAGCGCUGGGAGAAGAGUAUCACGACAAGGGCGUCAACGUGGCGCUGAGUCCCGUUGCGGGCCCGGCCGGGCGUGUUGUUACCUCGGGCCGCAGCUGGGAAGGGUUGAGUAGUGAUCCCUACCUGGCAGGUGUGGGUAUGUUCCAUGUCACUACCGGUAUACAAGAGUCGGGAGUCAUCGCUUGCGCCAAGCAUUUUCUACUCAAUGAGCAGGAAUUUCGUCGACUACCAAAUCAGACGCACACUCUCGCCGACGGCAGCACGCUCGCUGAGCCCGUCGGAGAGGCAAUGUCUUCGAAUGUCGACGACAAGACGCUUCACGAACUGUACGCAUUUCCAUUCUACGACGCGCUCUUGGCUGGUGCUGCUUCCGUCAUGUGCUCCUAUCAACGAGCAAACAACUCGUACGCCUGCCAGAACUCGAAGCUGCUAAACGGAAUACUGAAGACGGAAAUGGGUUUCGAGGGUUUCAUUGUAUCUGACUGGCAAGCACAACACACUGGAAUCGCGUCCGCCAACGCCGGUCUCGAUGUAGUCAUGCCUGAUGGUGGGUACUGGGGAGGCAACCUCACCCAGGCGGUCAACAAUGGUUCGGUCAGCACCGAUCGUAUCGAUGACAUGGCCACGCGCUUGUUUGCUUCCUUUUAUUAUCUGGAGCAGGAAGACUACCCAGAAGUAGGCGUGUUUUCCGAUACGGUGCAGCAUCCCAUUGUUGACGUGCGUGGUGACCACGACAAGCUGAUCCGCGAGAUUGGCGCCGCGGGUCAGGUGCUGGUCAAGAAUGUCAACAACACGCUCCCCCUACAGCACCCCAAGUUUGUUAGCGUUUACGGCUACGAUGCGGAUAUCAAGGCCGACCCCUGGGAGAACGUCGCCCGCUACGGCGGUGGAUACGAAGUGAACUACCCGUGGGAAACCUUUAAUGGUACACUGAUUACUGGAGGUGGCUCGGGUGGUUCGUCACCGCCCUAUGUGGUUACGCCUUUCCGGGCAAUCCAGGACCGUGUCGUCAAGGAUCACGGUAUGGUUCGAUGGAACUUCUGGUCCGAGAAUCCGCAUGUGUCGGCUACCUCUCAGGUAUGCUUGGUCUUUAUCAAUGCCUAUGGGUCCGAGGCAAAGGAGCGGCUGUCCUUGACCGACGAGUUUAGCGACAAUCUCGUCAUCAAUGUUGCUUCCAACUGUGCAAACACCAUAGUGGUUGUCCACUCCACGGCGGUCCGUCUGGUAGAUGCCUGGAUUGAGCACGAAAACGUUACUGCCGUUAUACUCGCCGGUCUACCGGGACAAGAAAGCGGAAACAGUCUUGUCGAUGUGCUCUACGGCGAUAUUAGUCCCAGCGGUAAGCUGCCGUAUACGGUUGCGAAAAAGGAGGAAGACUAUGGUCACCUUCUUCACCAUACCAACGACACUAGUUUCUUCCCUCAAUCCAACUUUACCGAGGGUGUUUAUAUCGACUAUCGGGCAUUCGACAAGGACGAAAUCGAACCUCGCUUUGAGUUUGGAUUCGGACUGACGUACUCUGAGUUUACCUACUCAAACGUUCAGGUCACGCCCGUUAGCGAUGCCAACACGGACCCCUUCCCACCAGAGGCGGCAGUCGUCCAGGGCGGCCAUCCUAACCUGUGGGAUGUUCUCUUCAACGUGACCGCAGAGGUCGAAAACGUCGGCAACUACACCGCGGCCGAAGUGGCUCAGCUUUACGUCGGAAUUCCCACGGGGCCGGUGCGAUUACUCCGUGGUUUCGACAAGGUGCUGACCAGCCCUGGGGACAAGGUGACUGUAUCCUUUCCGCUGAAGCGCCGGGAUCUGAGCAUCUGGAACGUGGACGCUCAGCAGUGGGAGUUGCAAGCUGGCGAAUAUCCAAUCUGGGUGGGCGCGAGCAGCAGGGAUCUUAGAUUGAACAGUAGCAUCACUAUCUAG